CAGCAAAAACAACUCUUAUUCACAUGGGAGAGAAAAAAGAGCACGCGAAAAAUGAUCCCGAUGGAGGAGCCAAGCAAGACGACCGACCCGCCCCUGUCGUUUUGAAACUCGACAUGCAUUGCGAGGGAUGCGUUAAGAAGAUCAAACGAGCCGUUCGUCAUUUCGACGGUGUGGAGGACGUUAAGGCCGAUCUAUCAGGUAACAAGCUAACUGUUGCUGGAAAAGUGGACCCCGCAAUGUUGCGAGAUAAACUAGCGGAGAAAACUAAGAAGAAGGUUGAACUCGUUUCCCCUCAGCCCAAAAAAGACACCGCCGCCGAUAAACCGCCGGAGAAAAAGCCCGAAGAGAAGAAACCCGAAGAUAAAAAGCCCGAAGAAAAAUCCCCCAAAGAGAGCACAGUGGUGUUGAAGAUCAGAUUGCACUGUGACGGUUGCAUUCAAAAAAUUCGGAAGAUUAUCCUCAAAACCAAAGGAGUUGAGUCGGUGAAGAUUGAGGAAGGCAAGGAUUUGGUGACAGUGAAGGGGACGAUGGGGGUGAAAGAAAUGGUACCGUAUCUAAACGAGAAGCUGAAACGGAACGUUGAGGUGGUCCCACCCAAGAAAGAAGACGAUAAGAAAGAGAAGAAUGAGAAGAAGGAAAACAAGGAAGGUAGUGACAAGAAAGAGGGUGAUAAAAAACAAGAGAGUGCACCCAAGGUUGAGGUUAACAAAAUGGAACAUUAUGGGUACGGGUACCCACCUCCUCCUAUGUAUUGGUACGAUGGAUACGCACCUGGUCAAAGUACCGGUAGCAGUAGCUACGCGGUGGAGGUUCAGCCAGGGUAUUCGAAUCAAGGGUAUAUUUACGUGAACAAUUAUAACCAGCAUGGGUAUGUGAACCAAGGGUACACGAUGGAACCACCCCCAUUGUAUUUGCAUCCUCAUCAUCCUCCUCCACAGAUGUUUAGCGAUGAGAAUCCCAAUGCUUGUUCUGUGAUGUGAGCCGUA
Molecule: messenger RNA, 986 nt
Organism: Abrus precatorius (Indian licorice)
Lineage: Eukaryota; Viridiplantae; Streptophyta; Magnoliopsida; Fabales; Fabaceae
Product: heavy metal-associated isoprenylated plant protein 6-like
Exons: 5
Coding region: 24-980 (318 amino acids)
Molecular function (GO): metal ion binding
Source: RefSeq, a predicted model, not a curated record